Cylicocyclus nassatus is the source of this 1222-nucleotide messenger RNA. Lineage: Eukaryota; Metazoa; Nematoda; Chromadorea; Rhabditida; Strongylidae. The record is from the annotation of a GenBank genome assembly.
CAUAUAACCAAAAUAAAAGGCAUCACAUUACAGUUGGAUGGUGGAGAAGCUGACCACGUCUGGUCGCCUUUCCCGCGUGGAAACCAAAUUUGCCUUCAUUGAAACAUCUCUGGGGAGCGUCUUCUGCCCUUUAGCUGCUGCCAUUCCUGCGAACGAACAUGUGCCAAACUUCUCGAAUCGCUAUGCAGUUGGCGAUAUGGUCCACAUAACCAUGGUCCCACAGGAGGGAAAGAAUGGAUGCAAGUGGAGAGCGGUGAAGGUCCGUCCUAUGGCGAAGCAGGCGGAAAAUGCCUCUGGGCAGGUCACCCCAACCGAUUCAUCAAAAGCUCAGCGUGCUUCGAAAACCAAUAUCCUCACUAACCAGGUUGUGACUGUAACAAAUGUUUGUGAAACUCUCGCUUACGGUGUGAACGAUACUCAUGGUUCCGUUUUCAUACCAGGGGCGGCGUUCUCUUCGCAAGAAGUCACUCGGCUGAACUCGUAUCUGAGCAUCGGUGAUGAGCUGCUGGUGUCGAUGCGUGCACAAGGUGAUGUCAAUGGUUGUAAGUUCAUAGCCACGAGUGCAACAAAACUAAAGAAGUCUUGCGAUCCGCAAAUAACGGGAUCAGGAAAAAUUGUAUCUCUCACCGAAAGUUGUGCGUCCAUCUGGUCAUCGGUCUGUGGAGAAAUCAAAUGCUCAUUACUAUCCUGGGUUGGUGGUGAUGGUGGAAAAGACGCAGAGUGGCUUACGGAUAUCCUGAAUGUUGGUGACGCUGUUUUGUUCACCGCUGUUAAACGCGGUGAAGAUGAUCAGUGGAAGGUAGUGAAGUGGACAGCACGGGGUUUCCGCUUAGGAUUAGAACGUGUUAAUCUGGCCGACUCCUACACACAAACAGCAAUGUCCACAUCCGACAUCACUAUGCGUUAUCUAGCUCCCGCUCUCGAAACUAUGCUGAGCGACAAACCCACGCUGAGAAGCUUUUUAACCCAACUGUCCACAAUAGUGUGCGCAGUUCUUUCGACUGUUGAUCCACCUACAAUCGAGGACGAUACAGGAUCAGCAACUCUCUCUUCCAUUCCCGACAACGUACAAGCAGAAGCUGGAGACACAUGUCUGUUUUUAUUUGACUGCACAGUGCAGCCACCAAAAUGUCUUCGAGUAACCGCUAUCCCACCCGAUCUCGUUCCUGUGAUGAAGUAUCAGUUGCAUAAGUUUCGUGAAUACCAGGCGAAGACACCCUGA